Molecule: messenger RNA, 4726 nt
Organism: Epinephelus lanceolatus (giant grouper)
Lineage: Eukaryota; Metazoa; Chordata; Actinopteri; Perciformes; Serranidae
Source: RefSeq, a predicted model, not a curated record
UUUUCAUCUUUUCCCCCUCAGUUCACGUGUGUACCACUGUAACCUGUCCGGCGGAAGUUGUGCUCACGGCCUUAUCACAAAAGAAAUGGCGAGCGGUAUCGGCAAACACAAGAUACUGAAUGUAGGGCCAACAGAGCCCUGGUCAGUCAGGGAGAAACUGUGCCUGGCCUCUUCUGUCAUGAGGAGUGGUGACCAAAACUGGGUGUCUGUAAGUAGAGCCAUCAAGCCUUUCUCAGAGCCUGGCCGUCCACCUGACUGGUUCUCACAGAAGCACUGUGCCUCACAAUACUCAGAGCUGCUAGAGGCCACAGAAGCACCAAAGCGUAAGCGUGGUGAGAAGGGUGAAGUGGUCGAAACCAUUGAAGAUGUCAUCGUUCGUAGGCUAACCACAGAGAGGAUAGAGGAACUGAAAAAACUAUUGCGAGACACACAAGAACAGUACAGAAAGUUGAAGAAAGAGGUGGAUCUGAUACAGACGGGUCACAUGGACUCCCAGUUGAAGGAGCUGUGGGCAGAAAUCACACUAAAAAAGAAGCAGGAUGAGGACGAAGCAGAACAGAAGAGGAAAGCCACAGAAACAGCGUACCAAGCUCGUCAGGCAGUGAAAAACACACCUAAGCGUCUGCCAAGUGUAACUGUCCGUUCUCCUCUGGGUGCCAGCCCCCCCACCAUGGACUCUCAGGCCGACUCUUCGGCCCCAACGCCGCCCAUGGAUACAGGAGGUGUUGGCUCUGAUGACACCACCACCACCACCACUACCACUACCACCCACUCAGUUGCCCAGGGGGUCGGAGUGUUUCUUCCAGCGACGGAUGCUCCAGGCCCAGGGCACAAAGAUGGAGGCCUGGCCUCUUUAGUGGAUGACUCAGCACAAAAGAGACUCCUAACGCAAAAGGCAACACCGCCGCCCUCGCCUCUCCUGUCAGAACUGCUGAAAAAAGGCAACCUCAUCUCAGCCAGCCCCCGCCUGGUUGGGGAAGGAGAUUCUACUGGAACCCUCACAAAUGGAGUACAAACAGCCACCGCAGCCACUGCUUUACCACCUGGUCAUGAUGUCAUCACAGAGGGUGAAGCAGAAGCUGCAGUGAAGGCAGAGCUUGGUGAGGAGACGGGGUUGGUAGAAGAGGACCUUGUAGCAGUGUCUUACAUGGGAGACGAACUGGACCUGGAGACAGUAGGAGACAUCAUUGCCAUCAUAGAGGAGAAGGUCGAUGACUCUGUGGAAGCCUUGGACGCAGCAGCAGUGGAAGCAGCGCUCUCUCUCUGCGAAGAGGCCGUCUCAGAAGGACACACCCUCCCUGGCCCCUGGGAGACGCAGGAACUGAAGGCUUCAGACCCAGCACCCACAGUCCAAGACUCUGAUCCCACACAGGAGCCUCAGAAUGCGGCCACAAUAUCAGCCCUGAUUCCUGCCAGCAUAGAGCCCCAGAGUCAACCAGAAACUAAAAGAGAACAACAGCUGAAGGGAAACUGUGAGGGACCUGAGGUGGCAGGAAGUGAUGUCACCUCUUCUGUCACCUCUGACGACGGUGUAACAGGAAGUGAGGUCACGGAGGAGGGCGCGGCAGGGAAGGAGGUCACUGAAGCGACAGUCAAGAGUGAAGGAGAGGAAUGGAGCCAGCCAGAGCCCAACCCGCCCUGCCUAGACUCUGAGGACAGCUCUGUGUCGGGGAAAGAGUCCAAGGAGGUGAAGGAGGAGGAAGCAGGGAGUGAGGGUGACCCAGAGGAAGGGAUGGAGCUGAAAGAGGAGUGCGGAGAGGGGGAGGGUCCCUAUCUGUCAGAGGUGGAGCGGGCAGCCAGCGAGAGUGAAGACGGUUACGGCCCACCCUCCCAACGCUACACAGCAGAUUCACUGGCCAGCAGUCCGGCCUCAUCUUCUCAGCUAUCUACGUGUGGUGAGGACCAGGAGGCAGUGCAGGCCCAGAAGAUCUGGAAGAAAGCCAUUAUGCUGGUGUGGAGAGCCGCAGCCAACCACAGGUAUGCCAGUGUCUUCUUGCAGCCUGUGUCAGAUGACAUCGCACCUGGUUACCACAGCAUCGUACACAGACCCAUGGACCUGUCAGCCAUCAAGAAGAACAUUGAGUCCGGCGUGAUCCGCACAACAGCAGAGUUCCAGCGCGACAUUAUGCUGAUGUUUCAGAAUGCCGUCAUGUACAACUCGUCGGACCACGAUGUGUACCACAUGGCACUGGAGAUGCAGCGUGACGUCUUGGAGCACGUCCAGCAGUUCCUGGCCACCCAGCUUAUCAUGCAGACCUCGGAGAGCGCCAUCUCCGCCAAGAGCCUCCGCGGCAGGGAAGGAAACCGUAAGCCUGGGGAGCCAGCUGAGAAGGACAGUGUCCCAAUGGCCUCUCCUGCUUUCCUUCUCUCUCUUUUUGUAAGUAUUCAGGUUCUCCCUCAGAUUGCACCAGAACCAGGCCACGCUCCGCACACGCUUGUCUCAACGCAAACACACACACACACGUAACAUGAUAUGUACACAUCUGUCUGUACCUCUCAUCUCUUUUCUUUCUCUCGAUUCAGUUUGAUUUUAGUGGCAUUAAGGAAACAUAACUGCUCCAGAAAUAAAACUAGUACAGAGUCAUUAGAGUGAUUUCUCCUAAUUUAAAGUCUAAGUUAAUAUGAUUUAAAGCAGGUGUUUUCAACCAGGAGUCCAGGGGUCCUCAGGGGUCCUUGAGGGAGUUCCAGGGGGUUCCAAGUAAACCUAAUGUGAGUUAGAGACGUAAGAGUUCUUAUCUCAUCAUCUGUAUUGGCAGCUGUCGAACUCCAGUCUUAAUCUAAUAACCCAAAACUUUUCAGAUGGAGGUCCCUGAAGGUAAAUCUCAUCAAAUAGAGGUCCAUGACCUAAUCUGUAUCAAUUAGGGAUGGCAACAAUUAACCUUUAAUCUGUUAACUGCAGAGAAUAUGGGUUAAUUUUGCUGCUCUUCAGUUUACUGCACUGCACACCACCUGGGUCUGGUAGGAGCUAGCUAGCGGCACCACUCAUGUGGCCAUUACUGGUAGUAAUGCUGUCCCUUAAUACACCCAGGGUCCCAACCCAACAGCAUUGCUGUAGAAACAUUGCCCUCCACCCUUUAGUGUCCCUUUAGCUCACCCUGUUGCGUAAGAGGCUCAAUUGUGAGAUAUAAAACCCCUCUAGAAUUUCUUUUUACUGUCAGCAUGGCCAGUAGAGCUAAUAUAGUAAAUAAUGCUAAAGGGGUUAUACGGUUCAGAUUAAAGCCAUUUACUCACCUGAGGGUGGGCACAAUAUUUCCACAGCAACGCGUUCUGCCACCAGGAUGAGGUUUGAGUUCUAAUCACUGAAUAAGUGGUGCGGCUAGCUAGCUAAAGUUAGCUCCUUCCCAACCCGGAUUGUGUGCAAUGCAGCGCGGCCAAUAACCAGGGGAGACUAGAGGGUGGGCAGUGGGCAUGUUCCCACACGUUAAUGCGACUGGCCGGCUGCCAACAGAAUUAAAAUAAAAGGAAAGAUAUUUACAUCAGAAAACAUUCAGCUUUAACCACCACUUAUUGGAUAGCACUUCAAAAUUCAGCACUAUUGCUCACAGUGGAGAGCUGGACCAAAGGAAAGACCUCUUAUAUUUCCUUUUUCUUGUUUUGAACUGUGCAGUUACUGUUUAAUGGGUUUUGGCCUUUCAAAAGCACGGUUAACUAAAACUUACAUCACUCAUAUCAGUAUAGGGGCCCUUGACAUGACAAAAGAUUGGGAAUCAAUUGGAAGUAAAAGUUGGAAAUAAAUAAUGUAUUUUUUUAAGAGUUUAACAAUCCUGACUGGUGAAUAGAAGUAUGUGACAUCACCUUUUUUGAGCUGAGCCACAGUCACUUUAAACCAGCUCAGACCAAAGUAUACACAAAUACACAAAUAUUAAAUGUGAAAUAACCAAAAAUGUAACUUAAUAAUAAUGUAAUAUAGGUUUUAUGGCCUUUACAUGAGAUUGUAUUUGUUUUCUCUUUGAUUUCCUGUCAGUCAAACAUGACGCAACUUCUUUAACUUGAGACAUGUUGGACUCUGGACUGUUUCUCUAAUGAUUCUUUGUUUUUAAUAGUUACCUGGUCUAUCAGGUUUUACAACAGCUGUGAUGACAAGGUGAAAGACGACCAUUAAGGUACUAAACUUUAGUAUCAAAUACUCAGCAGUACUGAAGAAGAAAGAACCAGUCCCUCAGCACUCAGCCAUGUGCAGCUGUGUUGUGUGGAAAACAAUGAAAGGGCGUCUUUGUUUCUCACUCUUCCUCUCUCUGACAGUUACACACACACACACACACACACACACACACACUGUCCGUGCCACCCUCAUAAACUUUAAGUUCUGUUUUGACACAAUAUCCUCACCAUACACACAUACACACAAGCUCAGGUAACCUUUCAUCACCCAAGCUUCCGUCGACCUUCGGUUAAUGACCCCAUGCUGGUUUCCUGUGUUUUUCUGUUCACGUGCGACUGUCUGUGUCUCUGCAUGUUCUAAUUUCUUUUCUCCUUCUUUUCUUUUGAAUUCUUCCUUUAAUUUUGAUCAUCAUCGUUUUUUUUUUCUGUUCUUCAUUUGGGGAGGAAGCCUUCCGAGGUGGACUGUGCUGUGUUUUUUGUGCAGAGCUCAGUCGCGUGAGGAGGUCCGCCGACGGGCCUCUCUUCACUCACUCCAACUGACCUUUGACUUUUACAUCCUCAUGUGAUUUUUGCUUUCUGGCUCUCUCUGUUACUUUCUCCCUGCUUCUCCUCGUCUGUCACUCUG